AUGGCACCAACUUCAAUCAUCAACAACCCAGACGGAGCUCAAACUCCCUUGAAAUCAAAAAUUGCUGCUGCUGGUAAUGACGACUUUGAUGAAACUGUUAUCAAAUUAGCCAACUUGAAACCAAUUGGAUGGGCAAAAGCCUCUAAAGACAUCGUCACCGGUGGAGACAAGGAAUGGGUUAAUCGUUUGCCCAAAACCACUAGAGAGAGAUUUGAAAAGUAUGGUAUUGACCUUUCGGAAGGCUACCCUUACAUUCCAGAAAGCGACAAAAUCCCCAAGUUUGUUGAUGAAGCGUUCGCAAUUAGAAGUGAGGAUUACCCAUUUAUUGAACGUGGUAAGAAUGCUGAUCCAGAAAAGAAGGCUUUAUUUGGUGCUGCUAAGGAUAUCAUCCACUUGACUCCCUAUAUUGGAACUGAAAUUGUUGGUUUGCAAUUAAGUGAUUUGACUGAUCAACAAAAGGAUGAGUUGGCAUUGUUGAUUGCUGAAAGAGUUGUUGUUUUCUUUAAAGAUCAAGACUUGUCACCACAAAAGCAAUUGGAAUUGGGUCACUACUGGGGUCAAGUUGAAUUCCAUCCACAAGCUGCAAGGGCUGGUCGUGAUCUUAAUGGAGUUACCACCAUUUGGCAAGAAUACCAAAAGGAAAGAGCCGGUAUUCCAUUAAGUUUCAAGAACUCCAAAUUGGGAAACUCUCAAUGGCACAGUGACUUGGUCCAUGAACAUCAAACUGCUGGUAUCACUCACUUGCAUCUUGAUGCUAUUCCACCUUUUGGUGGUGAAACCAUUUGGAGUUCAACUUAUGGUGCAUAUGACAAAUUAUCACCAGCUUUGAAGGAAUUUUUGGAUGGCAAGACUGCCAUUUACAAGAGUGCUCAUGUUUACUUGGAUCGUAAGAAUCCCUUGAGAGGUCCAAAACAUGUUGAAAGAGAACAUCCAAUCGUUAGAACACAUCCUGCCACUGGUUGGAAAUAUUUAUUUGUCAACAGAUCAAUGACUGAUAGAAUUGUUGGCUUGUUGAAACCAGAGUCUGAUUUAAUUUUGAACUACUUGUUCAAGGUUAUUGAAGAGAAUAGAGACAUUCAAGUUACUUUCAACUGGCAACAACAAUUGCCUGGUUUGAAGUCUCAACCUGAAGGGGAGCCUACUUACAGAGGUGCCUCAGCUCUCUGGGACAACAGAAUUUCCAACCACAAUGUCAUCCAUUCGGAGGAGAGUAUCCGUGGGCGCCACGGAACUAGAGUCACUUCUUUGGCCGAUACUGGUUACUUUGACCCAGAAUCAAAAAGUCAAAGAGAAGCUUUGGGCUUGUCUUUGGACUGA
Messenger RNA from Lodderomyces orthopsilosis Co 90-125, 1317 nucleotides. RefSeq lists its product as uncharacterized. The record is from RefSeq and is a predicted model, not a curated record. Gene Ontology annotation, cellular component: cytoplasm. Lineage: Eukaryota; Fungi; Ascomycota; Pichiomycetes; Serinales; Debaryomycetaceae. The transcript has a single exon. The coding region runs from base 1 to 1317 and encodes 438 amino acids. Gene Ontology annotation, molecular function: 2-oxoglutarate-dependent dioxygenase activity.